Molecule: messenger RNA, 1802 nt
Organism: Topomyia yanbarensis
Lineage: Eukaryota; Metazoa; Arthropoda; Insecta; Diptera; Culicidae
Gene: Zip48C
Product: zinc transporter ZIP11
Exons: 4
Coding region: 444-1511 (355 amino acids)
Biological process (GO): zinc ion transmembrane transport
Cellular component (GO): membrane
Molecular function (GO): zinc ion transmembrane transporter activity
Source: RefSeq, a predicted model, not a curated record
GCACUCUCCUUCAGUUCAAGUCCGUCUACGUCUUCUCCUAUUGGAAAAGCAUCGUUCCCGUAAUACUUGUAUGUGAAUCGGUGUACAUAAUACGGUACAUCUUCAUUGUACCGACCAGCCCCAUUCAGACGAGCAGUAGAAUCCAUCAGUCAAUUUCGUGGAAGACAAGCAACCACAGGAAAAUGUUUGUUUUUGAUUCUUGAAAAAAACCAUGGAUUCCAUUCCGGUUAUGUAUCCAAAAUAAUAAAGUGCACUGACUGGACUUACUUGCAGCCUUGAUUCAGGACUAAUACCAAACGAUUGAUCACUAUCCAGAAGAACGCCUGCAUCAGCUUCUUCAAGCCGAUUAUAUGACAUUUGCUUCCCUCGUCCCACUCUCGGACCAUCCUUACUAGGCACAACCGUCGCAAACCAGCACCACUACCACCACCACCACCACCGCCAUGAUCCAGGACUACGGACCGGUGACUCAGGCUCUGCUGGGAACUCUGCUAACGUGGGGCCUAACGGCGCUCGGCUCCGGUAUGGUCAUAUUCUUACGGGGCAACCAGCGCAAGUCGCUGGACAUCUCGCUGGGGUUCGCAGCGGGAGUCAUGAUUGCGGCCAGCUUCUGGUCCCUGCUAGCACCGGCCAUCGAACUGGCCGAUAGUUCGAAGAUGUAUGGCAGCAAGGGUGAGUUUGCGUUCAUACCGGUAGCGAUCGGGUUUCUGCUGGGAGCGAUCUUCGUCUACGGGACAGACAAGGUGAUUUCCUUCCUCGGGAUCAACAGUCCGACGAUGAUGAUUGCUUUGACUCACGCCAACAAGGACAAAGCGGAUAUUGCGAUCGACGAUCAAGUUUCGUCGCUAGAGCACGGCAGAAGCUCCUACGCGGGUAUUGCUCCGAAUCCUCAGGACAGUUCGUUAGCAAUCGGUAUGGACAGUUUCGCCGAUUGCCUGAAUGCGCAGCACGGUAGUAUUUCAAGAAAACGCAGAAAGGGAAGUGAAAUGUGCAAAGAGCAAUCUCUGUAUACAAAUAUAAAUCAAAGUCAGAUCGAUGCCCAGCUUUCCCAGUGGAAACGAAUCAUGCUACUGGUAGUUGCUAUAACCGUACACAACAUUCCAGAAGGAUUGGCCGUCGGUGUUAGCUUCGGUGCUAUUGGAACAACAGAAUCGGCAACUUUUGAGGCUGCGCGUAAUUUGGCUAUCGGUAUUGGGAUUCAGAAUUUUCCGGAAGGAUUAGCCGUUAGUCUACCACUGCACGCGGCUGGGUUCAGCCUCGGCAAGAGCUUCUGGUAUGGUCAGCUGUCGGGUAUGGUUGAACCGAUCUUUGGAAUCCUCGGUGCAGUUGCUGUUAGCCUAGCAACAAUAAUUUUACCCUAUGCCCUUUCGUUUGCGGCCGGAGCUAUGAUCUACAUCGUGGCGGAUGAUAUUCUGCCCGAGGCACAUGCUAGUGGAAACGGUCAAUUAGCCACCUGGGGAUCGAUCGCUGGUUUCGUGGUGAUGAUGUGCCUGGAUGUUGGGCUAGGAUAAACAUCUUAUUUUAUUCCUUCUUUCCUACAAUCAAGAUAAACCGAUGUGAUUCGACUGGGAUGUACUUCAAUCGAGUAAGUAUUAAUUGUAUUCGUUAGAAAUGCUUAUAGUGGGAGAAAAAAAUCACGUCUCAUGGAUUUCCAUGAAAGAUAGUACUAGAUAAAAACAUUACAAGCACCUAUACAUGUAAUGUAAAUUUUGGACAGAAGCAAAACGCUAAACGUUUUCUUUCUCUUUUAACCUAGUUUACUUAGUUCGCUGUACAAAUACAUUUUAUGACAAAUAGUUAAA